Ooceraea biroi (clonal raider ant) is the source of this 4814-nucleotide messenger RNA. It is a transcript of the gene cactin, whose product is annotated as cactin, spliceosome C complex subunit. The record is from RefSeq and is a predicted model, not a curated record. NCBI's taxonomy places the organism in Eukaryota, Metazoa, Arthropoda, Insecta, Hymenoptera, Formicidae. Gene Ontology annotation, cellular component: spliceosomal complex; cytoplasm. Gene Ontology annotation, biological process: mRNA cis splicing, via spliceosome. Gene Ontology annotation, molecular function: protein binding.
UCAGCGCCAUCAGCGGGUUCAGCUUGAGGGUCUCUAGUCGCUGUAAGCCUGUAACGAGAGCUAGUGAAAAAAUAGCGACUCCAGGAUCUCCUUAAUUCGUUUGAUCCGUUUUAUACAUGUUCUAACCGUAUUAUACGUUUUUAUACGUAGGAAAUGUUGAAAAGUGCGCGCAGCGCCAAAAUGCCCAACCCUGGUCGUGAGUCGAGGAAGACUUCUUCGAGGAAGCAUAAAAGCAAAAAAAGGAAGUUAUCUUCAUCCUCACCUUCGUCAACAACCUCGAGCAGAUCCAGCAGUCACUCGUCCACGGAUUCGUCUUCGGACUCCACGAAAUUGCUGGAGAAGCUGCAGAAGCAGCGGCAGAAGCAGGUCGAGGAUCGCAAACGUCAGAAAGAAGUGAUGAAGGCUACGGAGACGCCGGAAGAGAAGCGCCUACGUCGCCUUAAGAAGAAAGAGGCGAAGGAACGCAGGCGCAAGGAGAGAAUGGGCUGGGACAAUGAUUAUCUGCAUUAUACCAAUACAGACAAUCCAUUUGGAGAUGGCAACAUUCUAUCCACUUUCGUGUGGUCGAAGAAGCUGGGAAAGGAGGGUCUGCUCGGCGUGGGCCGGGAGGAGCUGGAGAUGCGCAACAGGCACAAGCAGGAGGAGAAUAAACGGGAGUUGGAGAAGGUGAAAAAGAGGAGACAGGAGAGGGAACUCGAGCGGCAGCAGCGAGAGGAGGAGAUGACCAUGUUGCAGCGGGGCAAAGAAGCUGCGCAGUUGGAGCAGUGGGCCAGGCAGGAGGAUCAGUUUCACCUGGAGCAGGCCAGGCUGAGGUCGCGCAUUAGGAUCCAGGAUGGUCGCGCGAAGCCCAUCGACCUCCUCGCGAAAUACAUCAAUGCAGAGGAGGAGGUUGACGCAGUGGAGAUGCACGAGCCGUACACGUACUUGCGAGGCUUACAGGUUAAGGACUUGGAGGAUCUGAUAGAGGACAUAAAGGUCUACAAGGAGCUGGAGCGCGGCAAGAACUUGGAUUACUGGAACGACAUAACGGUGAUCGUGGAGGACGAGCUGCACAAACUCAGGAAGCUAGAACGGACGGAAUACGAAGUUGCCGUUGGCAGAAGGGAAGGGAUUCAUGAAUCGGUCGCCAAGGACGUCACGUCUAUCUUUAAGGGCAAAACCGCAACGCAACUGGAAGCUUUGCAGUUGCAGAUCCAGGCGAAAAUCACGGGGAAGCCGGAAGGCGUCGAUAUUGGAUACUGGGAGAGUCUUUUGUCACAGCUGAAAGCUCACAUGGCGAGGGCGCGGCUCAGAGAUCGCCACCAAGAGAAUCUGCGCAAGAAGCUAGAGGUCCUCAUUGCCGAGCAAGGCGUCGCCAGAACGGAGACCGAGGCUGAAGGCUCGCAAGCCCAGGAAAGUGAACCGUUGACGAAGCAAGAUGAGCCUUCCACGAGCGCGGCAAUCGAGAAGAACGAAAACAGUCAGUCAGAGGACGAUGAGGAAACCAACGUUGCCGACGAUUUGCUGUCCGAGUCCUUCCGCGAGUACGAGCUAGGUGGCUACUCGCCGGUCUACGUAACGUACUCGCAGCUCGAGCCAGGCACGAUCGUCACGCUGGAGGACGACGACAACCAGCGGUUGGAAUACGCGAGGCAGCAGGUCCUCAGCACCGGCAGGAAGAUCCAAAACGUAAUGACGAGCGAGGAGCAGGCGAUGCAUCGCGAGGCGCGCAAGGGCAUGGGCUCCGACGAGGCGCAGUUCAGCGUCGAGUCGUCGCUCGAGGCGCAGAUUUAUCUAUGGUCCGACAAGUAUCGGCCGCGCAAACCGCGCUACUUCAAUCGCGUGCACACCGGCUUCGAGUGGAACAAGUAUAAUCAGACGCAUUACGACAUGGACAACCCGCCGCCGAAGAUCGUGCAAGGCUACAAGUUCAAUAUCUUCUAUCCGGACCUCAUCGACAAGAAUACCACGCCGGAAUACUUUUUGGCUUUCUGCGAGGAGCAGCCGGAGAGGCCGAAGACGGCGAGUCUCGAGCGACCGAGCGUGCUGGAUCCAACGCUGGUGGACAAGCUGGACAUGUCGCUACUGAGUAAGGAGCUGCUGCGCGACUCGAUUACGCAUUUCCAUCGUUCGGCGAGCAAGCCGGUCGGUGGGGGCACCGCGACGUCCUCCUCGUCGCUCUCGUCGUCAUCGUCGUCCUUGUCGUUGUCAUCACCGUUGUCAUUGUUGCCAUCGCCGACGUUGCUCGCACAACCGCUCGCACGACGCGCCGCCACGACCACGAUAACGUCCACCACUUGGUCGUCCCACGACGACGUCCCAGUGCGCCGCCAGCGUCAGUUCUUCGAGCAGAUUUACGCGCAGCAGAUCGCCCGCCGGAUGGAGGAGGUUGAUCGAUCACGAUCGCCCGGAAGGGGCGAGAAAACGUCACCCGGCGCCGCGACGCAUGAUCACGCAGCUGCUACCAAACGGAGCCCCGACGUCAGGAAGCUCGACGAUAACAAUAAUAGGAAUGGUCCUCCCAAGUUGUCAACCGUGAAGAAGAAGAACUCACGAGUCGGUCUAUCGACUGAUCUGGAAAUAUUCACCACCGCGUCGGCGAAGAAUCUCGCUCCGGAGCCGUGCAAGACCUGCGGACGUCCCGACCAACCGGAGAGGUUCCACAGCCAUCCGAAGGGCAGUCAGAAGAUCAAGGAUAUUCCGACAACGACAGCGACUGUGAAGAAGCUGAAGACGAUCGUGCCGCCAGUGCCCAAGUCCAUCCAGAAACCGGUGGCGUUGAACUUCCGCAGCGAUCGUAACAAAAACAGACCGGAAGAUAUCGAGGCGCGGUCGAAGCCCGUCACUCCUCAGGAUCGUCAGGAUUCAGCCGAGGUCAGGGCGUCGUCUGCGCCGAACAAGCGAGGUCCCAAGACCAUCACGUGUUACGUGUGCGGUCGAGAAUUUGGCACCGCUAGCUUCCCUAUACACGAGCCCAGGUGCCUCGAGAAAUGGGAGAGAGAGAAUAAUUCGUUGCCCGCGGCCCAAAGACGACCCAGGCCCCAGAGGCCGACCGUUGGGACCGAGCAUAGCGAUUGGAACGCAGCCGCAUGGGAGCAGAGCCAGGAGCAAUUAGUUCCGUGCGCGAAGUGUGGAAGGACAUUCUUGCCGGAACGACUACCAGUCCACGAAAGAAGCUGCAAAGCCACACCGAAGAAUAACGACCCGAGAAUCGAGCGAAUGUCCGCAUCGGCGACCACGCGCAACGCCAUGCCGCCCACCGUUCCCUGUCAAAUUUGUGGUCGAAAAUUCGGCAGCAGAAGCAUCAAGAUCCAUGAGCCUCAGUGCAAUAGACGGUGGCUAGCGCAGAACAAUUCGGCGAGCCCGCAGAAGAGUCAUUCGGCAGUCUACGAGAAUAGUCAGGAAAGUUCGAUGUAUCCGGAUUUGACGCAGAAAAAGACCGUUACGUGUUACAUAUGCGGCAGGGAUUUCGGAACCUCCAGCAUCGCCAUUCACGAACCGCAGUGCCUGAAGAAGUGGCACAUUCAGAAUGACAAAUUAUCGCCGGCACGAAGGAGGAAGGAACCGCAGAAACCCGAGGUCAUCUAUACACAGGAUCAUCAGGGAAAUAUGAUUGUCGAUCAGGCAGCAACCACAGAGGCCAACUGGGUGUCGCACCUGAGCCAGCUGGUGCCGUGCAAGAGCUGUGGCAGGACCUUCAAUCCCGAUCGCGUCAACAUCCACGAGAAAAGCUGCAAAGGGACUCGCUGAGGGCUCGGAUCGGCGCAAAAAUGUUUCCGUUCGGUUGAAUUUUCGAAGGCCAACAUGAUUUUUGGUCAGAUCUAGAUCCAACCGCGUAUAACUGAUAGAGUGUAGUGAUCCAAUUGCUAUAACAUAUAUACUUUUUGGAAGCGAGUUACGUGGAAUUUACAACGGCGACUUGCGUACAUUUUUCUAACAUAGCGUUCGAUACCAACUCGCAAUCGAAUCCUAUUUAGCUCUAUCUUUUUUAUGCGAUGUAUAUUAUAUAUAUGACAUAUAUAAUUUUUUCCAAGCAGCAAAGCGACAUCAGGAGACAAUUAUGUUGUCAUAGAUGUUAUCGUCUGACGUCAUUCUAUUACUUGGAUCGUUGCAUAGAGAGCUUUUAUUUUUAUUUCUCUCUCUCUCUUUCUCUUUCGAUGGUUUAUGUUACAUUGAUUAAUUUGGACUUGAUGUCUUCAAUUCGCUAAAUAUAGAGAGAGAGUUUCUGUCAUAUUUAAUUUAUUCCUACUUUUUCGUUAACAGUUGCUUCAUGUGUUAUUGAUUAACUUGGAUUUGAUGCUUUCAAUAUGUUAAAUAUAAUUUUUUGUGUUAAUAAUUUAUUUCUACUAGGUUAACUUAACGAACGGUUUACACGUCACUAAUCAACUUUGCUCAAUCGGUUUUUCCCUGGUAAUAAAUAUUAACGGAAGUACUAAUAUCAAAUCAAAGUAAGAAUUAAAAGUCGAUAAUUCGUCCGUAUGAUUUUAAUACACGAUGCUCGAUAUGCACUCUGCGUGAACUUUACGCGACACGAAUGUUACCUACCGCCAGGUCACCGUCGACAAGUUUUGUGUAUGUAUAUUUCUGGGGCAUAUGUAUACCAUCACGCGCACCCACGCACGUUAAUUUUUUAAGUUAUAUCUCCAGUUAUUCAUAUCGCGCUGUACAAAGCGUCUCCCACGCGGAAUUGUCAUAUCCACUCUAGUUUGUAAAUUCUUUGAAAGUCCGAAAGCAAUUUCGAUCUUGAUACGAACGGUAUAGUUUACAACACUGAGUGUCCUUGCAUCUGACUCAAAUGAACAGUUUUGUAAAAUAAAAUCUACUUAUGAAAAACA